AUGUGUGUGUGUGACACGGCCUGCAGCUGCGAAGCAUUGAAGAGCCAAGCGCACAGUGUCAAACAAUACAAACACACACCUACCAUCAGCAUCAGAACCUUACCGGCAGAAUGCCUGCGGCGGAGCAGGGGGGCACAGGGUGCGUAACAUUUGAUAGCGCUAAUGCGUUAAGUCCACGUACCGGUGUCCCCCUGCAGCUGCAAACUACGCCACAUCAAUAUCAGCAUCAGCUUCAGCUUCAGCAUCAGCAUCAUCAGCAACAGCAACAACAAAAUAUGCAUACCAUGCAACAUACAACACAGAAGGGCUACGAUGCCGAACAAGCGCGCAUGGAAGCGUGGAUGGAUGAGAAUCAAGAAUUUAUACAGGAUUAUUUUAUAAGGUAA
Molecule: messenger RNA, 386 nt
Organism: Rhagoletis zephyria (snowberry fruit fly)
Lineage: Eukaryota; Metazoa; Arthropoda; Insecta; Diptera; Tephritidae
Product: dual 3',5'-cyclic-AMP and -GMP phosphodiesterase 11-like
Source: RefSeq, a predicted model, not a curated record